This is a messenger RNA of Fusarium verticillioides 7600, 2656 nucleotides long. RefSeq lists its product as hypothetical. Gene Ontology annotation, molecular function: protein kinase activator activity. Bases 1331 to 2167 code for a protein of 278 amino acids. The record is from RefSeq and is a predicted model, not a curated record. NCBI's taxonomy places the organism in Eukaryota, Fungi, Ascomycota, Sordariomycetes, Hypocreales, Nectriaceae. The transcript is spliced from 3 exons. Gene Ontology annotation, cellular component: nucleus; cytoplasm. Gene Ontology annotation, biological process: positive regulation of protein phosphorylation; cell division; signal transduction.
ACACCGACACCUCAAAAACCCCCUUUCUCAAACCGACUCCAGCUGCUGAUAUCGGAUUUGAUCUGAUAUUGAUCCUGACAACAACACGCAGUCUCAGCCAGGCGGAAGAUAAUACCAACGACCGCUCAAGCCAGUCACCGAACACACUCUAAUACCGACUUGAGCGCGUUCUCCCUCUAUUUGGGAAGCCUUCGUGGAAUCCUUCUCAGGCACCUUUGCUCACGAUUUCACCCCGCCUUUCUGUCAACCAUGUCGAACCUCUUUUCUGGCAUGUGAGUAUAUAUAUUCUUAUUCUUCAUCAGUAUCAUCUCAAUUUGUCUUUGCUCGUCAUUGGAUCUUCAUCGUCAGCAUCGCUUCUGUGUGGCCUGUCUCCAGAUUCUGCCACUGUUCUUGUCAUGUCUUCAUCAUGAAUCCUAAAAGAGCCGCCACCUCUUGUAGAGGUAAAAUACCUAUAUCCACCAGCCACGACCCUCUACUCCCAUGCGAGUGCAACAUUGCAUGCAAAUUCUUCAUUUCGGAUACACUCGAACCUGGAGCCAACACCCUUGCGUACUCCUUGUCGCAGUGCAGGACAACUACCGAGACUGAAGGCCAACUGUACACAAUCACUCUCACCAUGUGGUCCCCUGGUACACUAGUACUUCAUCCAAGACAUGGCCCAAAGGUUCAUGAGCUGAAAACAUUCAAUGCUUUGAGCCUCUGAAGACGUUGCUUGAGGUUUCUUUCCAAGAAACUGGUCACUCUUAAAAAAAAAAAAACCAAAAAAAAAAAAACCCUCGUCAUGAUGGGCAUUCUCUGGUAGUGCCUAUGGGACAUGAUGGAUAGUUUCUUACUCAUAUAUCAUCAUCCUUACCUACUCACCUACUAUACCUUUCCUAUCAUCAUUCCUCUCCCUUGCAAGGGCGCCACGCAUGGCGCUUUUCUGCGGCUGCCAUGGGCGGACCUGUCAGUGUUUCAACCAUGUGUGCCAUUUCAAGCAUAGUGUGCUGUCACAUCCAUGGAUAGGUGCUCUACCUCAGGUACCUUAACUUACCUGUACCUGUGCUGACUUGAAGUGACUUUUUUAUUCCUUACUCAACUCGGUCCUAUUUCGAUAGCAUCCAUCUCAUUACCUACUUACAUUUGCUGACCCAACAUCACCAGUAACGCUCGAUUCCGAGGUGGCUCAGCUAAGCCUUCUUCUGGCCCUCAAAAGAGCCCAACUGGUUCUACUGCCAGUCAGCCUCCCCCGCCAGAGCUGCCUACCCAAGGGAGCCAGUCUUCCUCAGCUAGUCUAGCUCCCAAGGUUCCCCCUCUGCCUAACUCUCCUUCACUCGCCCAGACCAUUGGCAUGGAUGACUCCAGCGGCGUCAUGAGCGGUGACGAACUAAUCUCUUCCUAUCAUCUUCCUCGACCUCUCCCUCUGUGGCUCAAUGCCCAAUAUGCUAAGCACAUAGUAAAGGGUAAUUUCAUGACACUGAGUGCUCGACCCAAGACGGUCGAGCAAGGCGAGUGGAUUGCACACCAGGUUGUUGAGCAUUACCGCAACCUGUGGAAUUUUGUUAGAGUUCUCCACGAGAAGGAGGAUGAUGGUACAUCCAUCUGCAACUCUACCAGCUGCCCACGCAUGUCUGCUGGAGCUAACCACUCCUUUACUUGGCUCAACCGUAACAGGGAGCCUGUUGAGCUUCCCGCCUAUGAGUACAUGACUCUUAUGCAGCGAUGGAUUUCUGGUAAAAUCGACGACACCAACAUCUUCCCAACUGAUGCUUCUGGUGUCUCGUACGCCCACAACCCCUCGAUCACCACCACACCUUUGUCCCAACUCUCGAACCCUGGCGAGCCCGAGUACAUCGGAAAGCGAUCAGGCUUCCCUGAUAAGUUCGUCGAUAUCUGCCAGAUGAUUUUCCGACAAAUGUUCCGAGUUUAUGCUCAUCUCUACUGGGCUCAUUUUACCGAGCCAUUUUACCAUCUCAACCUGGAGAAGCAGCUCAACAGUUGUUUCUCACACUUUAUCCUGACGGCUACGGCUCUGGAUAUGCUCAAGCCCGCUGAGCUGGAGCCCAUGCAGCCUCUGAUCGAUCUUUGGGCCGCCAACGGAACUUUUCCUCCCGAGUCCAAGGCAUAUGAGUAUGCCAACAUCCGCGCCGGCGAGCGUCUUCUGCAGCUUUCCAAUGUCCCCCAAUAAGCGUGGACUAGUACCGGUGUAGCGUAACACGAAAGGCGGAGAAGAUGGGGUAUUUAAUCCUGUGGAUCGACUCCCAUAUACACAACCUGGAGGGCCUGUAUCCAACCUGGAGUCGGAAUGUUGAUAGACCAGGCAGCUUAAAUGGGACCGCACGAUAAAGCAUAUGCUUGCAGUAGUAAAAGAGCUGCAGAAUGGAGUUUGGGAGCCACGACUUGGAGCUUCGAGGGGAGCUUGACUAUCAAGGGGACACGGCUGGUGGUAGACAUGCGAAGUAGGAACUUUGACCUAUCGAUGUGAGGCUUGUUUCUAGGUCCCCAAACACAAAUAGAUUUCGAAAACUGAAGCAACGUAGUGUAGAAAAUCACGAACGUGACCCAUCCUGUCAACUCAUAGAUCCCUGCUAUCAGAUUAAUCGAUUCAUACCCGGGCUAACCGAUAUCUCGUCCCGUCAUGCCUUUCAGUCAUUCUUCGAUCCUUUGUUACACUGGG